AUGUACAACUCCCAGUUAAAUAUCAAUAGUAAUACACAACAUUUUCAACAUUUACAUAAAUUUCAUUUAACAAAUAAGCCAACCAAACCUCAUACGAUUUCUACUACUACUUCACCUUUACCAACAGAUUUACUAAGUAUAAAUUUACCCUUUCCUCCGGUCCUUAGCGCUUCUGAAAUCGCACACAAAAGAAUUCGUUCAAAAAUUUGUCAAAAAAGCCCGAAUGCUUUUUUUGUUUAUCGUAAGGCAUUUGUCGAUCAUCUUUCAAAAUUAAGUCAUAAGUUGAAAAUGACGGAUGUCUCAAGAUUAGUUAGUCAUCAUUGGAAAUGUGAAAAGUCAGAAAUCAAGCUGGUCUACGAAAACAUUGCUAAAGAAGUUGAAAUAGAAUUAAACAAUAUAAGAAAUAAGAAUUUGGUUUAUGAGGACAUUCAUGAAAAAUCUCGAAGAAAAAGAAACAAACAAAAUGGGAAAAAUGAUCGUAAAUCUCGUACUGAUAACACUUUUAUCAACUUUGACGCUGGUGCAAAUCUCGUGACUACUCUCGAUUUUUCAAUUAAUAAUUCUUUUUCGCAAUCAGAUAGUGAUCAAUCAAAAUUUUCUUCAUCACCUUCUUCCAAAUUCCCAGAAAUCAAUAAAGAAUUUUCAAACAAUAUUCAAUUUUGUGAUAAUAACAUCUAUGAGUUUAAUGAAGUUUACCCAGAUUCGGAUCACAAUCAAAUUGAAUAUAAUUAUUAUUGCCUCUACGAUGAUAAUAUUCUUUAUUAUCCUCAACUUGGCACUUGCCUUGACAACCCAGCUUCAUCUUCUUCUUCGGGUAGUAGUCCUAUCAUCUCUGAUAUUUCUGAGAAUCCACUAUUAUUUGUCAAUUAA
Messenger RNA from Diversispora eburnea, 870 nucleotides. Lineage: Eukaryota; Fungi; Glomeromycota; Glomeromycetes; Diversisporales; Diversisporaceae. The record is from the annotation of a GenBank genome assembly.